Trichomonas vaginalis G3 is the source of this 1239-nucleotide messenger RNA. RefSeq names its product ankyrin repeat and EF-Hand domain-containing protein 1 family. Lineage: Eukaryota; Parabasalia; Trichomonadida; Trichomonadidae. The coding region runs from base 1 to 1239 and encodes 412 amino acids. The transcript has a single exon. Gene Ontology annotation, molecular function: protein binding. The record is from RefSeq and is a predicted model, not a curated record.
AUGAAUUUCUUGAUUUCGAAAGGUGCUCCUAUUAAUGUGAUUAUCGAUUCUAUUACUCCUCUUCAAAUGGCAAUUUCAAGUUGUUUCUUAAAAGGUGUCCAGAUUUUGAUUAGCUUAGGCGCAUCUCUUGGAUUCAAUGGCUUGCAAACUGCUUUAAAUGCAUGUACUGGAUGUAGUAACAGUGAAAUCGUUACUUUAAUAAAGAGCAAAGCUGAUAAUGAUUAUGAAUCUCGUUACAAAAAUUAUUCUCCUCCAACUUUCAGUUCAUCGAGUAAUGAAGACUUGAUAAGACGAAUCAAUAGUAAAUAUCGAAACCCACUUCCAUCUAAUAUAAAUUUAGACAUGUUAUCUGAUAUGAUGAAUAAUUCUUAUGAUUAUGAUAUAGCAUUGAAUAUAUUACUUUCAAUAGCUAACAUUGACCAUAGUCCAAUCGAUAUUCUAACUCCAGAACAAGCAGAAUUUAGAGAUAAAUUACCAAUACACAUUCGAAAUGAGUUAUGGAACUUCGUUAAAAAUAACAUUAAUAAUAGUUAUCCAGUAUUUCGAACAGCAUAUUGUGCUAUCACCGGCGCCAAAUUAGAUAAUCCUUAUUCUCGACAUAGUCAUCUAUUGUUCAUUGCAACAAGACUUGGUAAUUUUAAUGCUGUCAAGAACUUAAUAGAAUAUGGUGCUUCAAUCGAAGAAGUUGAAGGUUUCUCUUGUUUCUUCUCUCCAUCUUUAGAAGCAAUCAGCAAAGAUCGAUCAGACAUCUUAUCUCUAUUCAUUAAAGCCGGUUUGAGAUUUGAUCACAUCUAUUCGAAUGACAACUUUACAUUGAUCAAUGCAUGCAUUGAGUUCAAUUCUAUGAAAUGUUUUGAUCUUUUAUUUGAAAAAUCAUCACUUCGCCAUGUUGUUGUUGAAACACCAAUGAUGGCAGUACUUCAAACAUUCGAACGAACAGGUAAUGAUUAUUUCAUCAACAAACUUAUUGACAAGAUCGAUAUUGAAUACGAGCAUAUUGUUGAUCCUUCUUUUGCUGAAUACUUAUUAUUCAAAGAAGGCAAAAUUCCAAAAUUCCACUAUACAUCUUAUCAAAGACCGAAAUUAACAAGGAAAACCAACAAUAUCAAUAUUCUUGUUGAUAAACUUAACCAAUCUGGAAUAGCUCAACCAAUACUCGCAUACAAAGUCCUUGAAGUAAAUUUCCAUGCUAAUAUUAAUGAAGUUAACAGACUGAGAAUACCUGUAAUUUUGCAUUGA